Molecule: messenger RNA, 1272 nt
Organism: Saccostrea cuccullata (small rock oyster)
Lineage: Eukaryota; Metazoa; Mollusca; Bivalvia; Ostreida; Ostreidae
Product: kelch-like protein 3
Exons: 7
Coding region: 1-1272 (423 amino acids)
Molecular function (GO): protein binding
Source: RefSeq, a predicted model, not a curated record
AUGCAAACAUUUGUACGUCAUUCAACAUCGAACACCUCUAGGCCGUCACCAAGAAACGUGACUACUAAGGGAAGUGACUGUUCCAUAAAUUACUCCAGUGAAUCACUUACAAAUAUAAAUGUUAACUACACAGAUAUUUUCAUAUUUACGGGAUCCAACAGGUCGUCACCAAUCAGCGUGACUAGUAAGAGCAGUAACUGCUCGAUAGAUGACAGUGUAAGUUAUCAUAUUAUCCUCGUAAUCACUGUUAAACUAUUAUACAUAUUCACAUUUACAGCAUCAAAAACCAACAGCCCGUCUUUCAAGCGCAAAAGUGAUAAGGAUCUCAAUGAGAACACUAAGAGAGAGAACAGUGACCCUGCUAUAGAGCAGAUCCAAAACGAAGUCUCUCACUUUACCAUCCUGGGGGAGUACAUAUCACAGAAAUACCAACGACAUGAGGUCUGUGAUAUCUGUUUUAAAUUGGGCGAUGAUUUAUUUCCUGCUCACAAAUUAGUCUUAGCCUCACAGAGCCCUUUGUUUGCCGAGGUGUUUGAGCGAGAAGCCUUCUCAAAUGAACCGGUGGCCCCCAAAGUGAUAAAAGUCAAGGGAGUGUCAGAAGAAGCCUUGGUUUCCUUUUUAGAUUUCUUAUAUUCUGGAAAGAUGGAUAUCAACUCCGUGUGUUUAAGCGAUGUUAUAAAAUUAGCUGCGGUCUUUAAAGUUGACCAGAUACGACGUUUAUGUCUAAGGAAAAUCGAAAAGCUGAAUUGUCAGGAUUUGCUUCAGCUCUUGCCAACAAUGGCAAAACUACAGGAACACGGUAUAUGCGACCUGAUAAUCAGGAAAAUUACAUAUAACUUCCUGGAAGUUAAGGAGGAUCCGGCAUUUUUCAACCUUGACCUUGAAACUCUUUGUACGAUAUUGUCUGCUGAUAAUAUCAUAGUCAGGUCGGAGUUUGAAAUUUUUGCGGCAGCAGUAUCAUGGAUCCAUCACCAUGAUUUCCAACAAAGAAUCCAUCACAUCGAAAAAGUAAUGACCUGUGUGAGGUUUACCCUAAUGACCAGUCAAGAGCUGUUCCUUUGUUUUCGAAAAUUUCCCAUGCUGAAACAGAACCCGACCUGCGUCAACAUGAUAGCUAUGGCCAAUUGGGCGAAGACCUCCAUGGAGCUCAAUGAGGAGGACCCGUUAGACCUCCCUGUCAACAAGAGAGACUGGUUCAAUACUCAACAAAGUGUCAGUAAGUACGCAGAGUGCUGUCUGAAUGUGCUAGAUGUAACCUCAAGACACAAGUAG